This is a messenger RNA of Stegostoma tigrinum, 2374 nucleotides long. RefSeq names its product ciliary microtubule associated protein 1B (gene cimap1b). Gene Ontology annotation, cellular component: cytoskeleton. Lineage: Eukaryota; Metazoa; Chordata; Chondrichthyes; Orectolobiformes; Stegostomatidae. The transcript has 9 exons. The record is from RefSeq and is a predicted model, not a curated record. Bases 919 to 1896 code for a protein of 325 amino acids.
UCCGGCUACCUUGACCUGUCCGUCUUCCCUGGACUGACCUAUCCCCUCCCUACCUCCCCACCUAUACUCUCCUCUCCACCUAUCUUCUCCUCUAGCCAUCUUCAGUCCGCCUCCCCCUCUCUCCCUAUUUGUUCCAGAACCCUCACCCCAUCCCCCUCUCUGAUGAAGGGUCUAGGCCCAAAACGUCAGCUUUUGUGCUCCUGAGAUGCUGCUUGGCCUGCUGUGUUCAUCCAGCUCCACACUUUGUUAUCUUGGAUUCUCCAGCAUCUGCAGUUCCCAUUAUCUCUGCUAUCAAACCUCUCUGCUCGGCAAACACACCAACAUCUACAACCAGCACUCAAGCUACAAGUCUUCACUCAAACCCUGAAGAUAGCAAUGGAGUUUUAAAAAUCACAACUCUAAAAUAAUAGGUGAUAAUACAGGCUACUUGAAUUGGUCAAAAACAGUUUCAAGAAAAAGAGAAUCAAGGAGAUAAUAGCUUGGAGGAUGAUUUUCCUUUCAAUGAGGGAUUAAAUUUAAACAUAAGCUAUGCCUAGAUGAAAAAAUACUUUAAAAAAUUGAAUGGAAAUCAGCUUUGUGCCUAUAUUUACAGAGGAUUAAGUACAAAGGUAAUUUACCUCAUUUGAGAAGAUGACUGAACAGAUGAAAUGGAAAAAGGAUAAUUGGUACUAAAUAUUACAAAGUAUUUUAACAGUUGUGGCUGUGACCCAUUAUGCCAGUUUUCCAGAAGAACCAUCUCUGAAGUAAAAAGCUGUCAAAAAUGCAACAUUCAAUGUUUAUGAGCCUGUGCUGAUGUUUACCAAUCAACAUUUGGACCCCAAAAAAGAAACCCAAUCAGUUAUUUGCAGAAUUUGCAGGGAAGAAAGAAAUGUUGGAUGAAAUUGAGGAAAAUAUUGGAUAGUCAUAUAGAUCCAUACAAUGCCGGCUGAUCCUUGGGUUGGAACAUGGAGGCCUCACAGGCCAAGAAUGGCAAUUGCAGCUAUGUACAACAGUCCAGGUCCCAAAUACAUGUUGAGAGGACAAACAGGUUUCUGGGAUCAUGAUGUAACAACGAACAGGGCACCUGCUUAUUCCAUGGCCAAGCGCCAUCCGGGUCUGAAAGACAGCGGUACACCUGCACCAAGAACACUCCCAGAAAAGAUGACUCACCAUGGGAAGGAGAGUGUUCCUGCCUGGACAAUGGCACACCGACACAAGGACUAUGACCCUGGUAAAACUCCAGGACCAGCAAACUACAAGGUACACGAGGCAGAUCGAUUAGUUCACCACAAUGUACCUGCAUAUUCCAUCGCACUGCGAACGGUCGGAUUUAAACUAAACGAAGGCCCAGGGCCUGCGCGAUACAAGGAUGUGCCAGUGUCUGGGCCAAAAAUCCCACACCUGAAGGCAGCACCUGCCUACUCCAUCUCCCAGAAAACUGCAUUUGGCAGCAUGCUGAGUAACAUCGUGAAGGUGGGAUCGGCGUUCAUACCCAUGCCGCUGCGUGAAGCCCAGGACAGGUUUCCCGCUGAGCCUGCCCUCCAAAUCAGCAGCCUCUGCUGUUCUUCCCAGAUCCCUCCAUCCGAUUUCAAAUCCAGCGCAAACAAAAUCCCUACCUCACCCAGGCACCGGUCCAAACAUAGGGAGUGUACAAAUCUGAUGCGGAUUGUACUGCGAAUAUCAAAGACUCCAGGGCCGUGUGCUUACAAACACGUAGAUACUGAUGUGUUCAAAAACAGAGCACCCAAAUACACCAUAGUAGAACGCAAUACCAUUCCGGGAGACACUACAUUGAAACCUGGACCAGCCCGCUACAGAGCAGAAAACGUGAACUUGCAUAAGAAUUACCCCAAGUAUACCUUUGGAAUCCACCACUCUGAGUUCCUCGCACCCCUUAUUGUGGCUCCAUCAGACUGAGAUAAAACAAUGCAGCCAGCCUCAUUUCCCCAGCAAACUCUUACAGUCCUGAAUUGCAAAAAUGUCAAUUGUACUUUUAAGAAAUCACUCAUUUAAACUUUUAAAUUGUUGCUCAUCUCAUGUGUAUGGUGUGAAACCUGGCAGUUUUCUGUAUUAGCAGCUUGGUAUUGACAUUUAACUCAAUAAAAACACUGGCGGGUGGGGCAAGAUCAGUAUGAGCCGCAGACCUGGAUUUUAGACAGACUCCAAGCUCAUUUAUCUUACAGCAAUCUGAGUCAUGGUGCAGUUAUGAUCUGUUGCAACUUCUCAUCCUUCAGACACAGCAAGAAACUCUGCCGACCUUUCAGAGAUCAGGUGUGCAGACUACUCACCAGGCACAGGAAUAUACAAGUGAAUUCUUGGCAAUCAUGUGUCUCAAUUUAUUUCAGAUAUAGUAGGAACUGCAGAUACUGGAGAAUCUGAGAUAACAAGGUGUAGA